Molecule: messenger RNA, 1158 nt
Organism: Dreissena polymorpha
Lineage: Eukaryota; Metazoa; Mollusca; Bivalvia; Myida; Dreissenidae
Exons: 1
Coding region: 1-1158 (385 amino acids)
Biological process (GO): chromatin remodeling
Cellular component (GO): nucleus
Source: RefSeq, a predicted model, not a curated record
AUGGAAUGGGAGCGGGAACACGACCACACCCAAGGAGUAAGACUAAUGCUGGCGCCAGAGGCUAUGAGAGCGUUGAUAGCAUGGGAACCUGUCUCACCCAGACUUAUGGCAGCGAGGUUCAACUCAAAGGGAAGGAAGACCACCAUUAUCCAGUGCUACGCAUCCACAAACACAGCCCAGGAAGAGAAGAAGGAAGACUUCUACAGCUCUUUGCAGUCCCUUCUAGACCGUACUCCGCGCAGAGACAUAAACAUUGUCAUGGGCGACUUGAACGCUAAGGUGGGCGAAGACAACACAGGCAAUGAACUCCUCAUGGGCAGACAUGGCGUAGGUACCUGCAACGAGAAUGGAGAGCUGUUUGCAGACUUCUGCUCUUUAAAUGACCUAGUAAUAGGUGGCACAAUCUACCCCCAAAGAAGGAUCCACAAGAUCACUUGGACUUCACCUGAUGGGAAGACGGAAAACCAGAUUGACAAUUUCAACAUUGGCCGAAAGUGGAGACGAAGUAUCCUGGACGUCAGAGUAAGAUGCGGCGCUGACGCAGCCUCCGAUUAUCAGUUGCUAGUGGCAACACUGAGGACCAAGCUGAGAUCCGUCUGUGGCUCUUCAGGAAGAGCAUACCACAAAUACAACAUACAGUUUUUAAAGGACAAAACGAAAGCGGAAGAGUUCAACUGUGCAGUCAAGAACAGGUUCGAGGUGCUGGUAGAGUUCGGCGAAGAGACAGUAGAGUUCCACUGGACAGAGAUACAGAAGACCUGGAAGGCUAUAUGCACCAUAGUUCUGGGGAAGAAAGUGAGGGAGCAGAAGAACUGGAUGACGACGGGAACAUGGGAGAAGAUAGAGAAGAGGAGGGAGCUGAAACAGAAAGUAAACAGAUGCGGUGACCAACAACAGAAAACUGACCUCAGAGCACAGUAUUGGGAGGCGAACCAGGAAGUGAAGAAAAGCGCAAGACAUGACAAAAGGCAAUUUGUACACGACUUGACAGAAGAGGCAGAAACAGCAGCUAAGCAGAACAACAUGAAGAGAGUCUACGAGAUUACCCGGGCCUUGUCAGGGAAGAGUUUCAAUCCGAGUAAGCCAGUCAAAGACAGGAAUGGGAGAACCAUCACACGUGAUGAGGGGCAAAGAAAAAAGAUGGACGGAACAUUUUGA